AAAGACCUAGAGUUGUCCCUCAGGUUCUUUUUUUUUCAGUGAAUGAAAAAUCUGUUUCUAAUUUGAUGUGUUUUAUUCGUUUUCCUGCUGUUUUCGAGCAACUUUUUUAAAAAUUACGAAGUUUUGAAAUUCUGUUCAGAUUAGGUAAUUUUGUAACCGAGAUAUUUUGUGGCGAGGACGGAGGUUCAGAUGGAAGUUCAACUACACCAAGAACUGGAAAUGGCCGAAGUCACGUCAGAAGUGUACGAUAUUAUCCAUCCGACUCCAGUUUCGCUGAAACAACUAUCAGCAAUCGCCGUUAGCCUACAAAUAUGGCGCUGUAAAGUGAAUGAAUAUCGCAUAGGUGGAAGAAUGAAAGAAUUUGACCCAUGCAGCCUACGAAAAGAAAAUACCUGGAUGAAAACUAUGCUUCCUGAUUUACCGUCCACGAUUUACAAAACGAUCGAAGAAGUUGCCUCAAGAUUUGGACAUUCGAUGGAAGCUUGGCAAUUUUGGCAUUAUGAAAGAGGAUUUCGUUUUCAAUACACUGAUGAGAACCGUGUUUUAGAAGACUUCGAUGAUUUUGUGUGCGAUUAUGACGGCUCUAUUCAUUACACGAGGACAGCCGAACGUAUGAUGCUUUGUGAACGAUUUAAUUCGAAAAUUAAGUUUAUAGUCGCUUGUAUGUAUUUCUACGAAGACGAUAUCAGACGAAUUUGGCCGUCUGUAUCGGGAAACAUGUACGUAGAUUUUAUUGAAUUUGAUUGCCCGCAAUUAUAUUACUGGAUUUGUCGUCUCACGAAUGAAUUAGAUAAAAUACGAACCUGGGAGGGUAUAACUGUUGAUGAAUAUAUGUUUAGGGAGUGCAUACCUUAUAAUAGACCUUCCGUGGAGUAUUUUUGGGAUCGUAUACCUCUCGAAAGUCGAAUGCGAAAAGAUGCAAUUGGCUUCAUACCGGGUUAUGAUAUUGUUAGAUUCAUUUUACCAAAACUGAGUGAUGAGCAGCUCGAUGAAUUCGUCAACGUUACGUUCGGUGUUGACUUGUGUACCAUGUUUCUAGAUCUCCAUUGCGAUGAAUGGGUCGUCCUGAGAACUUGGUUCUACAUCAGAAACAUUAUAAAUAAAAGUAAUUUCACUAAUUUGAUCGUUCAUAUGCUUGAAAUUGAGGAUGACGCUGGAUAUAAGAUCGAUGAUCGGGAAAAGUGGGAGUAUUUGUGUUGUCAGAUAUGGAACCAUUCGCCUGCUACUUUGAAAUCAUCGGUGAUUAGAUUUAUCUCAUCCGACAAUAGCUGGUUGGAAGAUUUUAAUCAGAUGAACGUCGACUUGCUAUUGACUAUUCUGCAAGAUGCAUCUUCGGAAGAAAGAAACUCAUUCUUGCGUAACUGUUGGAGUGAGUUGACUAAACGAGUUCGAAGAAAAAAUUUGCAAGAAGUUGUUGAAUUAUGUUUUGAGAACGAGGAUGAGCUUAAUCAGUUCAAGCGAAACGUCAUGAUUAACAGCAGAGACAUGCUUCGAUACUGUGUGGCAUUGUUGCAAGAUUCGUGUUUCGAAGAAUUGAAUGCCUUUGCGAGUUUCUGUUGUGCCGAAUUACAAGCUGCGAGAAAUCUUAAACAACGAAUACUGCAGUCGGCCUUUCUCGAUGUAGAUUGCAAACUUAGCCUUGACAAUAUCGUUAGGGUCGGAGACCUCAAUGAAUUUGUCAAUGAUGCGUUCGACAACGUUGAUCUAUCCACCGACUUUAAAAAAGAGCUGAUUUCGUCUUCUUCAUUUAUGAAACAUUUAUGGCGCUUCGUCGUUCCCGAUCAAAGUGUUUCAUCUUUGAAAACGCUCGACAAAUUUAUUAAUACCAUGUUUUCUAUUACGGAAGAAAUCUUAAUGCAAGCCAAACAGAGUUUUAUUGAUUCGUAUUAAUAUGUAAGUAUGUCACGUAAUCACGACUGUUUAUUUAGCAACCCUAAGUUCAGCUCAAUUUUAUAAAUUCAGACAAUUUUUCCUAAUUUUUGUUUUGGAAAUGAACUUAUUCUAGGUAUCUAUUUUAAUGAAGCUUUGAAUUUUUUCCUGAAUAAUCUGUUAGGCUACUGCAGUUUUUGUGCUUUCCAAUAUUUUCAUAGAGAAUCAAUUUUGAACGAAUUUUUAAAAAUUAUUGUUGCUUUCAAUUGGUGGGUACCUACUUACGUUAGUACUUAUCUAGGUUUCAUUUAAGUAUUUAUGUAAGUUUUCGGUCAUAUUAUAUUUUCGAUUUUUUCUCAAGUAAGUAAUUGAUUUUUAUCACAUUUUCUCGCUCGCUGAAUUUGUGUUUUUAAAAGAAAAAUUAUAUUAGGUUAUCUUAAUUUCAUUUUUAUUUUAUAACUAGAAUGUAUUUUUCAUGUUUUGAUUUGUUAAGUAUUCUCAACUGUUUUGAUUAGGUUGUAAAUUCUUGUGUCUAAAAUAUCUGUAUUGGAUCACUAAUAUGCCUAUCAAAAUAAAAUUUGCGUAA
Molecule: messenger RNA, 2455 nt
Organism: Planococcus citri (citrus mealybug)
Lineage: Eukaryota; Metazoa; Arthropoda; Insecta; Hemiptera; Pseudococcidae
Exons: 2
Coding region: 190-1890 (566 amino acids)
Source: RefSeq, a predicted model, not a curated record